AUGGCCAAAGGCGCACGCGCAAGCAGCAAAAAGGCGAACCGCACCAAGCUGCGCGCCCGAGUUUUCGGCCCCGUCGAGCAGGCACGCGCCGAGCGCCUGCACGCCAGACUUCUCGAGACGAUUGCCCAGCCCAAGCCCGAGAGGACUGAGAUGGAAACCGAAGAAAGUGAGUCGCUCAACCCUCUCCCGCCAUAUGCACCCUCUAAUCGUGCCCCAGUCAACACCACCGACGAUGCCGCCAAGGAGGACUUGCCCAAAGAUAUGGACGUCGACGCAACCGCCACCUCUGCGAAGAGCUCGAGCUCGCGCAAGACCAAGGACAAGAGCCAGACCCGGAAACAACUGCGACGCAAGCCCCAGAACAAGGUCUCCUUCCCUACUUCCCGAGGCAAGGGCGCACUGAAGCCCAAUGGUGGACGUCCCAGCGGCCCCGGCCGCAUCGGCAAACGACGAGCAUGA
Messenger RNA from Alternaria arbusti, 459 nucleotides. RefSeq lists its product as uncharacterized. Lineage: Eukaryota; Fungi; Ascomycota; Dothideomycetes; Pleosporales; Pleosporaceae. Bases 1 to 459 code for a protein of 152 amino acids. The transcript is spliced from 2 exons. Gene Ontology annotation, cellular component: preribosome, large subunit precursor. The record is from RefSeq and is a predicted model, not a curated record.